AUGCCCCCCACAAUUGAAGAAUUGGUCGACGGCCUACUACCGAACAACUCGAAAGCUGCCGAAACUGCCGCGGCCAAGAGCGCAGCCCCGGUGUAUCCCGAGCUUCUCCUACAUCAACUGGGGAAUGCCAAUCGAUACUACAACUCAUUCCAGAGAUACACGCGGCAAUUUGUCGCCAACACAAAUCAAAACAAUGUAUUGCAAUUCUCCCACAGUCGGCUUGGGUUGCUGCUGGCGCUGAAGGUUCUUGCGUGGGAUCAGGUUGACUCCGAAUUCUCCACUACACAACUCCAUACCGAGCCCGGCCGUCGAACGGCUGCUGCGCUCAUAAGCCUGGGCACGGCCAACUCGCUCUUUUCAUGGGCGCUGGGCGAAAAGUACAUUCUGGCGCGGAAGCUCGAGUUGCAGAACAAAAGCACGAAUAGCUCUUCGUCAAGUCCCAAACCUAAAGAGCUGCAGAGAGCGACCACGCCGCCUGUAUCACGCUACAAGCAAUCGAUGACACAACGCAUAUCCAAUGUUGUCGAAAAGGAAAGUAACAAGUUUAUCCAGGAUCGCAUUCAGAUCAUCAAAGCGCAUCACCUAGAGCAGGCCUCGCGGAAAAUAGACGAGCGCAAGAAGAGAGAUCAUGAAUUGUAUCUUCGCCGGAUUCGAAACAAGGAAAAUGAGUAUGAGCAGGCGAUCAAGGCUGCGAUUGCAUCCAAAGAUCUAGAAAAGCGCUCUCUGGGUAUCUUUGGGUCGCUCUUUGGAAUUAGCUCAAAAUCCAUCUCCAGUAGCUUCAUCCUCAACAUCUCCGACGACACGGAGACUAAACUCUCAGAUACUGAAAACAGCAUGAGAACAUCUGUGGAGUCUUGUGCAUCACGAAGCUCGCGUCCCGGCACGCCUACACCUACGCCUAAAACCUUCUUGAGAAAUUCCUUGAAGUCAUCUCGGCCCGCAUCACCAGCCAUUCCACAAGCAGAGGCUUCGCCUAAAAAGAACACCGCAAAGAAGCCCUACGAUCCGUAUCUGCCCUCUUCGUAUCCUGUAGCUGACGACAGCUUGCCCGUGGCUAAUUUCCCCAGUCAGGAUCUUCUACUGUAA
Molecule: messenger RNA, 1086 nt
Organism: Australozyma saopauloensis
Lineage: Eukaryota; Fungi; Ascomycota; Pichiomycetes; Serinales; Metschnikowiaceae
Exons: 1
Coding region: 1-1086 (361 amino acids)
Source: RefSeq, a predicted model, not a curated record